AUGAGCACCACAGCCAAGGCGGCCGAAGUCAUAGUGGCUGGCGAACCACCAGCCGACAAAGGGGAUGCCGAUCACCUAGUGGACCCAACUGAGAAACGAGAGCCGGCAUCGUUUCUGCGAAGGCUCCUCGUUCCUUCACGGAGAACCGACAACCCUGAUGCGAUCGCGACCGUUCGAAGCGUUUUUGAUGAUCCAUUGCUCGCAAAAUAUUACCAGCCACAUCCCGAUUACGAAAACCUUACCCAUUUUGACCCCAGUGCAAGGUGGACUUACCGCGAGGAAAUCGCAGUUCGGCGCAAAACCGAUUGGACGGUCCUUCUGUGGAUCUUGGUGAUGUUCUUCGGGCUGAACCUUGAUCGGGGAAACUUGGCCAAUGCUGCAGCAGAUAAUCUCCUUGAUGAUUUGCAUCUCAGCACGAAUGAUUACAACAAUGCGCAAAACAUGUAUCGCAUCGGCUUCCUCAUCGCCGAAAUCCCGUCUCAGAUGAUCGGCAAAAGACUUGGCCCCGAUCGUUGGAUCCCGAUCCAAAUAAUCUUGUGGAGCUUGGCAUCUGGUGGUCAAUUCUUCAUGCAGAACCGAGCUGGAUUCUUUGCGUGCCGUUUCUUCAUUGGUCUGUUUAUGGGUGGCUUCAUUCCUGAUUCGAUCUUGUACUUGUCUUAUUUCUAUACCAAAUCAGAGAUGCCAUUCCGCCUCGCAUUAUUCUGGUUCGUGGAUUCGAUGUCGGGAGUGAUCGCCUCAUUUAUUGCAUAUGGUGUUCUGCACAUGAGAGGCGUUGCCGGCCGUGAAGGUUGGAGGUGGCUUUUCCUCAUCGAGGCACUUAUCAGCAUUGUGAUCGGCUUCCUUAGCUUCCUCUUCCUCGUCCCCGGCCCCACGCAGACUCAGACUUGGUGGAAUCCGAAGGGGUACUUUUCAGAGAGGGAGGAAAAGAUCAUCGUCAACCGCGUGCUCAGAGAUGACCCAUCCAAGGGAGACAUGCAUAACCGCCAAGGACUUUCGCUGAAGAUGCUCUGGCAGAGUUUGAAAGAUUACGAUCUUUGGCCAAUCUAUGCAAUCGGGAUACUGUUCGAAAUUCCAACCGCGCCACCGAAAACCUAUCUUACGCUCUCGCUGAAGGCCAUUGGCUUCAAUACAUUCCAGACCACCUUGCUAUCGAUCCCAGUGACCGUGUUUGCGUCCAUCAACCUUCUCCUUGUUACGGAGUUAACAGAACGUUUCCAUCAAAUUUCUCUGAUUGGUCUCUUGACCCAGCUAUGGACUCUUCCACUGCUCAUUGUUCUUUACACAUCCGCCGGAACUUUGUCUCAUUGGGGUCUCUACGCGGUGACAUUUGUCUUGCUGGGCUGGCCGUCUCCCCAUGCGGCUCAUGUUGGGUGGUGCUCUCGUUUGAGCAACACAGUUCGAACCCGGACAGUGAGUGCUGCGUUGUACAACAUCACCAUUCAAUUUUCGGGUAUCGCAUCAUCAAAUAUCUAUCGCUCAGACGAUAAGCCCCUUUAUCGACGUGGUAAUAAGCAGCUUAUCGCUAUUAACAUUGCUACUGUUGUGCUGUAUGCUCUCGCAAAAGCGUAUUACGUGCGCAGGAAUCAAUGGAAAAAGGCUCGCUGGGAAAAGCUGAGCCCUGAGGAAAGGGCUACUUAUCUGGAGACAACCACCGACAAAGGAAAUAAGCGACUGGACUUCCUGUUUGAUCAUUAG
Penicillium subrubescens is the source of this 1695-nucleotide messenger RNA. Its product is annotated as putative MFS transporter. Gene Ontology annotation, molecular function: transmembrane transporter activity. The record is from RefSeq and is a predicted model, not a curated record. The transcript has a single exon. Gene Ontology annotation, cellular component: membrane. Lineage: Eukaryota; Fungi; Ascomycota; Eurotiomycetes; Eurotiales; Aspergillaceae. The coding region runs from base 1 to 1695 and encodes 564 amino acids. Gene Ontology annotation, biological process: transmembrane transport.